CACUUCAGUACCGGCCCACUUCAGUACCGGCCCACUUCAGUACCGGCCCAUCGGGAUUCGUCCCGAACGUCCCGAUGGCCAGUCCGCCCCUGCCCACAGGAGCACUUAGAGGUGAAGAGUCCCAGGGACACAACGACAUGCUGACUGCAGUGGGGUUUGAACCUGCUACCCCCUGAUUCGAAGUCCAGCACACUACCCACUGAGCCACAGCCUCUCUGUUGGUGGAGAUAUCAAAUAUAACUGAGAAAUGAAAAAGUUCUGGAUAAUAUCUGUUAAUAUUGGAUUUGUUUAACGAUGUUAGGUUUGUUUUUCCUUUAACUUUAAUAAAUGCAGGUCUUCUCUAAGUCGCCUGUUGUUUGUCUUUUCAAAUGCGCUCUAUAAAUAAACUUUAUUGAUGAAAUCCCGCAGCCAUAAACACAAAACAUACGUGAUUUACUCCACGUUUGUUUGAGUUUCUGAACCAUUAAACUGUGUGUGUCCACUUUACCACGUCAUGUAUGUCCUUUUAAUAAUUCAGAAGUUAAUUACGCUGCACUUCGAGGUGCGUUGAGUAAUGAAUGUUGCAUCAUAUGAUUCGAGCAGAGCUGGAUUUACACGUUUGUUAUUUUUCUGAGGGAAGUUUACCUAACACACACACACACACACACACACACACAAACACACGAAUGCCCUGGAAAACCCGAAACGAGGAAGUGAUUAAAGCGAAGUACAAUUAAAAAUGCUCUUUUGUGAAAAAAUUGAUGACAUUAUUUGUAGUCUGUCGUCACAUUUUGAGUGACAGUCAAUUUCCUCUUUGUGAGGUGUAAGUGACAGUAAACACAGAUUACACCAUCAGCUGUGACCUGUGUGUGUGUGUGUGUGUGUGUGUGUGUGUGUCUUGGGGUUUUUUGGAUGGUUACCUGUCCUAUAUUUCUGAAAAGGUGGGCGGAGGAUUGAUCUGUAUAAAGAGACGGAGCACACAGUCAACUUCACACAGCAUCUGCCAGCAGUGAAGAAAACACUCUCCUAAAAAAGGAUUAAGAUAAUUGAAUCGAUCUGAAAAAUGAAGAUGAUUCCCGCCGCCGUCUCCUUCCUCCGUCCCGCCGCCACCGCCGCCGUGUUGGUUCUCUUUCCGCUGCUUCUGAUUGGCUGGGCCGAGCAGGCGGCAUCACUUCCUGUCGACCGGUCGCUCAGUGAGCCGUUAAGAAACCCUGAGACGCACCAGGCCGUUCAGGACAUCUCCAAACACGCUCAGGGUCUGCAGACGGAGGAAGACUCCAGCUCCAGGCUGAUGCCCAGAGUCAACACCGACCAGGAUCACAUGAAGAUCUGCUGCCUCCACGCUAACAUCCUGGACUUCUACCUGAACAACAUCCUGAAGAAACGCGGAGACCACGUUCAUCCCAACAUGACCCGCCUGAAGGUGGACAUGAACCGGGUCAGCGAGGACCUGCAGGACCAAGGCUGCAACGUGACUCAUUAUCAAGACCAUCAUCACGCCGUGCAGUUUCGCAGGAAGCUCAACAAGAUGGCUCCGGAGCAGGGCUUCAACAAGGCGGUCGGAGAGAUCGACAUCCUCUUCAUGUACCUGCAGGACUUCUGCGUUCUGCGCAGGAACGCCACCGCCACCGAAAACUAAACGUCCUAUUCAUCAUACGUACCACCUUUUUAUAACAGCGACUUUUAUACCUGUAUUUAUUUUCUAAAUUGAGUGUUUUUCUACAACGUAUUUAUAUUGACUCGAGUUCGAAGGAUUAGUGUUUGAUCGAUUUAUUGAUCAGGAAGUUUUAAUGCCGGAGCCGAGAGACUCUGGUGUUCAUCACGUUGCCAUCUUAUGGCUGAUUAUUAAUAUUUAAAUCAUUUUAUUACGAUGAAGGAGGAGGUAUUUAAACGUUACACUCUGCGGGGAGCAAGCUGUGUGUUACCAGAUCUACUUGAAAAUAAAUAAAGUUUGGUUUUGAAUAU
Messenger RNA from Gymnodraco acuticeps, 1944 nucleotides. RefSeq names its product interleukin 22 (gene il22). The record is from RefSeq and is a predicted model, not a curated record. The transcript has 6 exons. Gene Ontology annotation, cellular component: extracellular region. Bases 1043 to 1618 code for a protein of 191 amino acids. Lineage: Eukaryota; Metazoa; Chordata; Actinopteri; Perciformes; Bathydraconidae.